Molecule: messenger RNA, 292 nt
Organism: Helobdella robusta
Lineage: Eukaryota; Metazoa; Annelida; Clitellata; Rhynchobdellida; Glossiphoniidae
Exons: 4
Cellular component (GO): oligosaccharyltransferase complex
Source: RefSeq, a predicted model, not a curated record
AGGCAGGUGAAUGAUGAGUUUCACAUUCUUGCUAACUCCUGGAGAUACAACCAACAGUUUUCCAGCAAACUGUUCUUUGCUUUUGUUGAUUAUGAUGAUAGUUCUGAUGUAUUCACCAUGUUAGAUAUCAAUUCUGUUCCAUUGAUUGUUCAUUAUCCAGCCAGAGGAAAGCCAAAGAAACAGGAUACAUUUGAUUUGAACAAAGUUGCAUUUUCAGCUGAAAUGAUGGCUAGAUGGAUCUCAGAGAGAACUGAUGUUGCUAUCCGAAUCUUCAGACCUCCAAGUUAUUCUG